AUGUAUACAUUGCCCUUUUUCCCACAGCAUCACCCUGGUCUGUUUGUCGUUUUCUGUACCGUUUUGCAUGAGGCCGUGACCUGUUGUUUUCUUGUUGUUGUCGAAUGGGCGGCAAUGUUUGUGACUUGUAAUGUUACACAACUGGAUCAACAAUCUAUUUUGGACUUUUUCGAACAAGAGUUGAUUGAAGAUGCCGAGGUCGAUAGCGUUCUUCUGAUUGAGACACGAGCAAAAAACAAGGACGACUCUCCCGUGUUCGAGUUGGAUUGGGAACGGGCGGGAUCGAUUGAACCGGCAGCAAAGCGCGGUCGUGUAACCAAUUUAUUUGAUCAGGCUCCAUCGGAAUCAAAUGUGGCCAUGUCCGUCGCACCGGAUCGACUUCUUGUGGCUGCCACGCCUGAGACGAGUCCGGACAAGGAGGAUGCGCUCAAAGCGGGUGCAGGUGAGACACCCACCGUCGCUCAGGCUGAUGCCACCCUGGUCAACUUGGAGGAGGAUGAUACGUUUCUGUUGGCUGCUGCCGAAGCGGCUGAAGUUGCGUGGCUCACAGAAGGCUUAGCCCUUCUGAUUGGAGGACCUAUCAUUACCAGCUUGUAA
Messenger RNA from Echinostoma caproni, 597 nucleotides. Lineage: Eukaryota; Metazoa; Platyhelminthes; Trematoda; Plagiorchiida; Echinostomatidae. The record is from the annotation of a GenBank genome assembly.